This is a messenger RNA of Coregonus clupeaformis (lake whitefish), 1274 nucleotides long. RefSeq lists its product as uncharacterized. Gene Ontology annotation, cellular component: membrane. NCBI's taxonomy places the organism in Eukaryota, Metazoa, Chordata, Actinopteri, Salmoniformes, Salmonidae. The record is from RefSeq and is a predicted model, not a curated record. Gene Ontology annotation, molecular function: growth factor activity; cytokine activity. The coding region runs from base 190 to 1017 and encodes 275 amino acids. The transcript is spliced from 9 exons.
ACUCCAUGCUGGGGGAACCUCAGAUCCUUCCACGCCACAGGACUGUCAGGUUCUCUUUAGUGCAUACCUUGUCUCCAGAGGUUUACUAGAGGGAUUGAUCAGGGCUAGAAGAGGAGAGACUCAUCCUCUAUCGGCUCCAAUGCUUCUGACAGAGGAGUCUGGUCUUCUCUAUUUUCGUUGGUGAGCCAGAUGAACCUUCACGUGCCAGCCCACAUUCAGUGCAAAACCAAGGUAAAGUGUCUCUGUGUGAUAGUGUUCCUGAGUCUCCCCUUGACCAUGGGAGACCCUGGUCCAUGCAGACACUCUAUCACCAGACAUCACCUGCUGACCAUAAGACGCCUGAUAGAUAACCAGUUGCAGAGUGGAUGCUCAAUAACCUACACAUUAAUUGAGCGGAGAAGUUUGAGUAAAUGUUGCUAUGUGAAAGCUGCCCUGCCCUGGAUCUUGGAGCUCCUGACCAGCCACUUCAGAUACACCCAGGGCUCAGACAACCACAGCUACGUCCUGUCUCUGAUCGGUCUCAUCCACAACAUCUACUCUCAGAGAUGUGUACCACAGAUCAACGAGGAGCUGGAGGAUGACCCAGUGAGGUUUGGGAUGUCAUUCAGCAGUUCCCCAUCAGAGGCACUGGGGAGGGUCCAGGAUGUCCUGUCUGAGUACUGGGAGCUGGUGACCACCAGGGACUCCCCAGUAGACUGGAGCUGUGAGAGGGAGUACACAGACACAGCAGAGCCCCCCACAGCCCUCCCUACAGCGCUCUCUCUGACUACAGUAAGCACCUUUUGGGACUCAGCGAAAGCCCCUCAGACUGGUCUAGAUGGAGACCAAGAUGGAGACCUGAAGUUUGAUUUCAUGGUCAUAGCUCCAUCAGUCUGUGGAGUACUGAUGUUCAUAUUCACUCUCUAUUGCCUCAUCACACACAAGAUGUUCCACAGUACUUAUCAUCACACAUCACAAGUGUACCAAAACUCAAGUUUGCGUACAGAUAUUCAGGACAUAGAGAUGCAGGUGCAAUAAAAAGGCCAUAAAAGACAGAUUGCUACUGAUGGAGGAGCACAUCUGGAGAUGAGGAUUUACCUGAAGCUCUCAUCUCUAAUACAUAAAGUCCAAUAGUGUUAGACAUUCCAUAGAAAUUUCCAGUAUUUUUCUGGCCGGCAGGCACCAUAAGCACUAUCAAUGGAUUUUAAUAAACCUUCUCUUUUUGAUAAGCCUUUCAAGUAGGGGAUGUUUUGAUAAUCUAUAUUGUAUAUUGUGUGUGUAUACAGUGCAUUCAG